Molecule: messenger RNA, 1047 nt
Organism: Phragmites australis (common reed)
Lineage: Eukaryota; Viridiplantae; Streptophyta; Magnoliopsida; Poales; Poaceae
Exons: 3
Coding region: 1-942 (313 amino acids)
Source: RefSeq, a predicted model, not a curated record
AUGUCUGAUAUUACCACUCGACGAAAUUUUGGUGCAAACCCACCGGUGUGCAAUCGUGCAAACUCCCGCUCUGGACCGCCCGAUCCACAUCCAACGGCUCCAAGGAAUUCCACCAUCGCACCACGGCUUUUUUGCAAAAAACCCCCGCGCAGUUGCAAUGUUUCGCGAUUUCGCCCUCCUUCUUCCCCACCAGUCCACCACUCGCCUGCUGCCCGCACCCGCCCGCAGCCGCAAUUACCGGUAGGGUUCGAGCGAGGGGCCUCCGCCGUCGGCCUCCUCCACCACCGCGCUCGAGCUCAGGAAGACGUCGAACCCCUCCAUCGCCACGCUCGAGCUCGGGAAGACGUCGGCCCCCUCCACCGCUACGCUCGCGCUCAGGACGACGUCGGCCCCCUCCACCACUGUCGAGUCUGGCCAGGUCGCCCUCGCUCGACGCCCUCCACCGGCGAAAGAUGUCGUGCGCAAGGCCGCGGACCCUCUCUGACUCGUGCUUCCGAAGGGCGCCGACGGCCUUGGCGAGGUCGGUGGACGUCCACACCGUCCGCACCACGGGCACGGCCAGCUGCAGCGUCACGAGCGCCUCGGCCUGUCGCGUCGUCCAGGAUCAGGCAGAUCUCUCCAAGGCCCCCUCCACCUACCGCGCUCGCGAUUAGGACGCCUCGGCGCCGAGGACGCGCUCCACCUGUUCGACGAAAUGGAGCAGUCAGCAGAAUUGAAGUUCUUGUCAACCACCCUCUCCAGGUGGUGGCAAUAGCCGUGUUCAAUGCAUUCUUCGUGCCGUUCCUGGGGACCAAGGCCUUCCAGAUUGUGGCCAUGGCUAUCUACAAAUCCUGGUGGCCCGGGCAUUUUCAGUUCAGCAAGGCAUCAGAAAUUAGAAAAGCAAUCCCAAAUGAAUUCAAAUUGAGAUGUAUACAGUGUGUUCUUAAGGUUUUUGGUAGCUAGCUAAAUGAUGUGUGAAGCUGUAAUGUGGCAGAAAUUAUGUGUGGUGGAAAUUCUGUGUAGAAAGUUGUAAACAGAAAGCUGUAAUGUGGCAGAAAGUUUGUACAA